Messenger RNA from Pistacia vera, 1094 nucleotides. Its product is annotated as plasmodesmata-located protein 3-like. Bases 40 to 933 code for a protein of 297 amino acids. The transcript is spliced from 3 exons. Gene Ontology annotation, biological process: plasmodesmata-mediated intercellular transport; transport of virus in multicellular host. The record is from RefSeq and is a predicted model, not a curated record. Gene Ontology annotation, cellular component: plasmodesma. NCBI's taxonomy places the organism in Eukaryota, Viridiplantae, Streptophyta, Magnoliopsida, Sapindales, Anacardiaceae.
UCAGCUAUUCACUUCAACAAAAAACACCCUACCCUCCAAAUGGAUUCAACCAUGAAACCAUUCUCUCUUAUUCUGCUUCUUCUGUUUAACCUCUUCUUGCCAUUUGUCAAAAACAGUUCAGAUUUUAACACUUUAGUCUUCAAGAAUUGUUCAACCCAAACAAUCACACACUCAACUGAUGAUGAUGCUCACUCACAGACACUUUCUUCUCUUUUUCAACAAUUGGUGCCUCACUCUUCUCAUUAUAAGUUCUUUAGAGCCACUGCAGGUCGUGAUCUGGAGAAUAAUAACAAUGGCGCCGGCGUCUCCGGUCUCUUUCAGUGCAGAAGGGAUUUGAGCAACGAUGAUUGCUACAACUGCGUGAAUUCCCUUCCGGAAAUAUCAAACACCUCGUGCAACAAAGCUGCAGCGGCAAGGAUUCAGCUUCAUGGCUGCUACUUCCGCUAUCAGACUAAUGAGUUAAGCAUUCAUCAGACUUCAAAAUUCGAGGUUCUUCACAAGGUUUGCGGCGAAAAGGCGGAAGAUGUCGGAUUUGAAGACUUGAGAGACGAGGCCUUUGCAAAAAUGGAGAAUGGUAUAAUAGGUGGUGGAGGGUUUUACUCAGGAAGCCAUGAGCAUGUGCAUGUCAUGGCGCAAUGCGAAGAAGAUUUAGUGGGACAUCGUCAGUGUGGUGCUUGUGUAAGUGAUGCUGUGCAGAUUAUUCGCCAAGAAUGUGGCAACACAAUUUCAGGCCAAAUUUAUUUGGAUAGAUGCUUCAUUAGCUAUGGUUUCAUUCCAAAUGAAGAGCCAGGCAAUUCAUACAGAGAGCACGAAGGACGAAACAGCAGUACAGGAAAAUUAGUAGCGAUUGUUUUGGGAGGUGCAGUGGCUUUGGGAUUAGGGUUAAUCUUUCUGAUGUUUCUCAAGUCAUGUAGAAAGAAAGAUGAUAUAUGAUUUUCUGGAUUGUGCCCAUUGAUGAUCUCAUGGUUUCUGGUGGGUUGGUGACUAUUGGUGUCCGACAUUAAUAUUUAACUCUUGCAAGAAAUCAUGUGCACUAUACCUGGAGGGUGCAUAUUGGUGAAGGAAGUGGAAUUGUUGGAAAAAGAAAAUUGUAU